GUCACAUAAAUUAUGGAUUAUGGCCAAUGGUUAUAGCCAGUAACAACUAGGGGUAGCUAGGCACUGGAGCGUAAAGUUUUUGAAUUGACCGACAAUCGCUAGCAGACUGAGCUGUCACAGUCAGCCUGUUUCUUUACCGCCUGCUAUGUUAGGUUACAGUCUGGCAAGUGUGGAAGAAGUCACAGUCAAGAGACUCAAGAAGCUUGAGCUGUGGCUAGCGACCCGACGUACAUUAUUUACCACAGUUUUCACUAGCUAGCUAGCCUAGUUAGCUACUUUAACCAACGUUAGUUAGGUUAACAAUGUCGUUCAUUAUGACGAAGAAAAAUAAAUUCAAAUUUAAGGUAGAUUUCGAGUUGGACGAACUAUCUUCUGUUCCCUUUGUCAACGGGGUCUUGUUCUGCAAAGUACGGCUCCAAGACGGUGGCUUUACUGAAGAGUCCUCUCGGGAGCAGGUCCAGGCUAACUGUGUGCGCUGGAGGAAGAGGUUCUCCUUCCUGUGUAAGAUGAGUGCCAACGCUGGGACAGGAGUACUGGACCCCUGUGUGUGCCGGGUGUCUGUGCGCAAGGAAAUGAAGGGUGGAAAGACCUUUGCAAAGCUGGGUUUUGCUGACCUGAACCUGUCAGAGUUUGCUGGCUCUGGCAGCACCACGCGGCGAUGUCUACUAGAGGGUUACGAUACCAAGAACACCAGACAGGACAACUCCAUACUCAAGGUCGUCAUCAGCACACAGCUCAUGUCUGGGGACCCCUGCUUUAAAACGCCACCGUCCACAGCCAUGAAACUGGGUAUCCAGCAGGCAGAGGCAGGGUGUCUCUACGAAGACAGGAAGGGAGGGGACACCCACACACCCUGCCUCCCCAUACCAGAGCCCCCAGGGAAGUGUGUGUCUGUUCCUGAUGAGCCGAGAGCAUCUGGCCACUCUAGAACAUCCAGCUAUGCCAGCCAACAGUCCAAAGUGUCAGGCUAUAGCUCAGGUCACUCACGUUCCUCCAGCCUAUCAGAGCUCACACACAAGAGGAACCCCUCAGCGGGCUCCGCCUCCACAGGCAUCGGCAGUAUUCCUGAACCCAGCGUGGACCGGGGGGCUGAGAGGGAGGCCCGCUCUACACCUCCUGUCUCUGUCACCUGUUCCUGCUCCCCCGUGCCUGAACACCCCCCCACCCCCGCAAAGAGCUCUGCCUCCUCAGAGAGACUCAGCAGGUAUCCAGUGAAGCAGAGCUCGGUGGAGUGUCAGCUGAAGAGGGUAGACGCCACACGGGUCGACGCUGACGACAUCGUGGAGAAGAUCCUCCAGAGCCAGGACUUCAGCCACGGCCUGCUGGACUCUAGCGCUGAGGAGGAGGGGCUCAGGCUGUUUGUUGGUCCUGGUGGAAGCACAGCGCUGGGAAGCCAACACACCAGGGUUGGCGCGGGGCCCUACGAGCAGGUGGUGAUCAGACGCUAGCCCUCUGGGAGUGGAUGUGUCUCAUAAGGUGCCAGAACACCACAGAGUCUGACAGAGGGAAAUAGUUCUCACCUCUAUGCAGGACAAACAUUUUGUUCCAAUGGGAGUCCAGGUCUGAGGUGUGGAACCUGUGUAAGCCUGCUCCCCUAGUGUUGAAGCCAGGAGGUGACCUGAAGUUCAUGAUUACAACUUGUUCAAUAACUUUCAGAAGAAAGAGGAUAUAUUGAUAUAUAUACACACACUGUGCAGUCAGAAAGUAUUGAGACCCCUUGAUUCUUUCCACAUUUUGUUACAGUCUUAUUCUAAAAUGGAUUAUAUAAUAUAUAUAUAUAUAUAUAUAUAUAUAUAUAUAUUCAAUCUACACACAAAACCCCAUAAAGACAAAAACAAUUUUUUGACAUUUAUUAAAAGUGGAAAUAUCAUAUUUACAUAAGUAUUCAGACCCUUUACUCAGUACUGUGUUGAAGCACAUUUGGCAGCGAUUACAGCCCUGAGUCUUCUUGGGUAUGACACUACAAGCUUGGCACACCUGUAUUUGGGGAGUUUCUCCCAUUCUUCUCUGCAGAUCCUCUCAAGCUCUUUCAGGAUGGAUGGGGAGCAUCGCUGCACAGCUAUUUUCAGGUCUCUCCAGAGAUGUUCGAUCGGGUUAAAGUGUGGGUUCUGGCUGGGCCACUCAAGGACAUUCAGAUACUUGUCCUAAAGCCACUCCUGCAUUUUCUUGGCUGUGUGCUUUGGGUCGCUGUCCUUUUGGAAGGUGAACCUUCGCCCCAGUCUGAGGUCCUAAGCGCUUUGGAGCAGGUUUUCAUCAAGGAUCUCUCUGUACUUUUCUCCGUUAAUCUUUUCUUCGAUCCUGACUAGUCUCCCAGUCCCUGCCACUGAAAAACAUCCCCACAGCAUGAUGCUGCCACCAACAUGCGUCAGGCAAACUCCAAGUGGGUAGACAUGUGCCUUUUACUGAGGAGUGGCUUCCAUCUGGCCACUCUACCAUAAAAGCCUGAUUGGUUGAGUGCUGCAGAGAUGGUUGUCCUUCUGGAAGUUUCUCCCAUCUCCACAGAGGAACUGGAGCUCUUUCAGAGUGACCUUUGGGUUCUUGUUCACCUCCCAAACCUCCCCCGACCCUUCUCCCAACCCUUCUCCCCCGAAGUGGCCAGCUCUAGGAAGAGUCUUGGUGGUUCCAAUAUUCUUCCAUUUAAUAAUGAAGGAGGCCACUGUGUUCUUGGGGACCUUCAAUGCUGCAGAAAUAUUUUGGUACCUUUCCCCAGAUCUGUGCCUCAACACAAUCCUGUUUUCGAGCUCUACGGACAAUUCCUUCGACCUCAUGGCUUGGUUUUUGCUCUGACGUGCACUGUCAACUGUGGAACCUUAUAUAGACAGGUGUGUGCCUUUCCAAAUCAUGAAAAAACAAAACAAUUUUAGAAUAAGGCUGCAACGUAACAAAAUGUGGAAAAAGGGAAGGGGUCUGAAUACUUUCCGAAUGCAAUGUAUAUAUUGAGUACUGUUGGAAUUAACUGUGCAGAGUGGUAUAAUGUUCUCUACCCAGAGAGGCUAGACUUUCAAUGCUGCAGUACUUCUGUUCAAUGAAGACUUCUUGUUAUACAAGUAGGAGAAUGCUCAGCUCUUACAACAAAAAGGGCUUGUUGUUUUUUUAAAUGUUUUUUUAGUCCUUCCAAAUGGUUCUAGGUUACUCUGGGAGGUAUUUUGUCAUUUACUGUUUUAUUGUUUGGUAUGUUGCUGCUUGAUAUGUUCACUGUGUAAAAUGUGUAGUAUUUCACACACACAGGUGUUUUAACUGACAAAGUGUGGCAAUGAGCUGGUUUCAUUUUCCACAAGGACCUUAAAACUGACUAAAGAACUAUACACAGACAGCUUGCCUGACGUCACCGACCUACAGGUGCCCUAUUCUGUCAAAUGAACAAAGAUGAACUGGCAUAUCUGUUUAGCUAUACAUGGAGGCCCGAGUGGCAAGCACAUCAUUAGCUCAAGAACAUUAUUAAGAUUCUAUGAGCAGAGAAAUUAUAUAAGUGCCAGAUGGGGUUGCCUCUUGGCUCCUUACGAUGAAGUAAUGAAAGGAGGAAAAAGCAAAGGGAGGAGGAGUGUCAACAUCAGAUGGAGGUGAAGAAGAUGUCCUUGAAGCUAUAGAUUAGGGUUAAGGUUUCAAAUCCUCAGGAAAAAUGGUUAUACAGUAAAUGUACUAUGCUCUAUGAUCCCAAAACGGACAGUUCAGUUCACACUGUGUUGCUUUGAUAUACAAAACUGUAUUGGGAGAGAAGUCUCCUUGGUCAGAAAACGUUAAUCUUUUCAGAAAGCUUAUUUUCAUACAAAAACAGGCACUCCUAGCAACAACUACUAGUAAGUAGGAGGGAAAACUGAUUUAGGGACAGUAAACAUGGUUGACGUUUGGAAAGUGGGGCAAGUACAGCUUCACUCAAGAGAAGAUGGAGUCAGUCAAGUACAGCGAUCAAACCAAGAUGUUAAGAGUCCUGCCAAACCAUCAACUAUCUGCAAGGCCAAACAUGACAUUUCUAUAAACGUUUGUCUUGUUCAGUGCUUUGUUGAAAUACUGUUUGUGGAGUUUGUUAUAUCCAUGAUGUAAGUGUUACAUCAUUCAACUUCACAUUCAGACUAGUUCUUGUGAUUGUGUAUGUUAAUACUCUUGCAUUUGUCGGUUUUUACUGGUAUGAAUAAAUUAGAGAAAGAA
Messenger RNA from Oncorhynchus nerka (sockeye salmon), 4146 nucleotides. Its product is annotated as EEIG family member 2-like. The record is from RefSeq and is a predicted model, not a curated record. NCBI's taxonomy places the organism in Eukaryota, Metazoa, Chordata, Actinopteri, Salmoniformes, Salmonidae. The transcript is spliced from 11 exons. The coding region runs from base 303 to 1448 and encodes 381 amino acids.